AGAGCCAACUGUUGCCUGGGAAUAACUUCACAAACGAAUGCAACAUUCCUGGAAACUUCAUGUGCAGUAACGGGCGCUGUAUACCAGGGGCCUGGCAGUGUGAUGGGCUGCCGGACUGCUUUGAUGACAGUGAUGAGAAGGAACUUAACGCUUGUCCGAAAGCCAAAUCCAAAUGCGGUGCCACGUUCUUCCCCUGCGCUAGCGGGAUCCACUGCAUCAUUGGCCGCUUCCGCUGCAACGGCUUUGAGGACUGUCCCGACGGCAGCGAUGAGGAAAACUGCACAGCAAAUCCCUUGCUUUGCUCUACUGCCCGAUUCCACUGUAAAAAUGGUCUUUGCAUUGAUAAAAGCUUUGUGUGCGACAGUCAAAAUAACUGUCAAGACAACAGUGAUGAAGAAAGCUGCGAAAGCCCUCAAG
Fulmarus glacialis (Northern fulmar) is the source of this 417-nucleotide messenger RNA. RefSeq names its product low-density lipoprotein receptor class A domain-containing protein 3. The transcript is spliced from 4 exons. Gene Ontology annotation, molecular function: protein binding. The record is from RefSeq and is a predicted model, not a curated record. The annotation marks the transcript as partial. NCBI's taxonomy places the organism in Eukaryota, Metazoa, Chordata, Aves, Procellariiformes, Procellariidae. Gene Ontology annotation, cellular component: plasma membrane. Gene Ontology annotation, biological process: receptor-mediated endocytosis.